AUGGAAAGCUCAUCUAGAGUGUCCGCUCCUUUAAGCGCUCCUCUGUCGCCAAUUGCUGAGAUAAAACUGAAUGCUCUCUGUUCAAAACAAGAGUUGUCCACUUCCAAGUCUCCGAAAAAUGCUGUAGCAUCGUUUAUUGUGUCGGGAGAGCCUGACGCUAUUAGAGGCGUCAUCAAAGCCGUCCAUGAUGACUUGAAAGAGGGCAACAAGGAGGCCACCAUAGAGUUUCGAGAGACGACAGUGCCUUACAUUCGCAUCGAAGCACCUACCGAAGAGGAUGCCCUCGCGCUAGUCGCCACAGCACAGAGAAUGGCAGCGGCUCAUAUCUCGGGUCACUCUGCUAAUGACAAGGUCAUCUUCGUGGAACCGCCUACCAUUCCCGGGGCAAGUGAUUUUCGAAUAUCCCUUGACAUCAUUGGCGACACUAAACGCGCACGGGGUGUCCUACAGAGCAUGUCUGACACAUCGGGGUCGGCAUCAGGACUGUCUUCAGAUAAAUCCAACCAGACAUUCUCCAAGGACCUAUGUGAAGCUUUAGAAAAGGCCUCUGGCCUCUAUAGAUCAUUGGUUCUGAGAAUUUCUUUGGGAUGCUACCUCCUUGACACUUAUAAAACUGGAGAAUUCACAUUAGAAAAGUUCGAGAGCAUGGUGACGCAUCCUCGCGCUAGAGGUCAAUUAGACAGACGUAUGGGAAAAGCACCGACAAACCUGACCAUCGAGGCAGUCUUAGAUCGAAUCCGGGGACCUGACAGCCCCUGUGUCCCAAUGGAUAAUCAGACUGCCACGUCCGCUGAUGUCAUCCCUAUAUACGUCUUAGAGUGCUGUCAUGACGACGAUAGGUACGAAACUGAGCUGGAAACUAUGAAGAAGAAACCGAACCAGCCCCUGAGAUUCAGCCUGGUACGGACUAGAAUUAUUCCCCAGAGUGCUCAGGUCUCUAAGUUCGAGGCUAUCAGCCUUGGCAUCGCCAAUAGGAAAUUGGAUUGGAAGAUUGAAGUCUUGCCAGGAGAUCAGAAAAAAGGAGCAUCACAAGCGGUAAAGCAAUACCUCGAGAAGGGUAGCGCUGAGCUACAAGGUUUAUGCAGUGAUUUCUGCACGUAUCCCACGAUUCGCUUGCCAGCAGGUGUUCCGCUGGCGACGAAGCUCAACUCUGUGACGAUUAAAAACAUAUACCGAUUCUUCUGGAAAGGGAGUGGGUAUGUGCUCCAGUUUACGAUCAAUCGACGUUGGCAAACCAUCCGCGAUAUGAACAUGAAGGCUCGUCCGGAGACAGAUUUUGAUGUGACCAUGUAUGGCGAGGAUUGGGACCAAGAUAGUCGCGUCCACGCUGGUGAGACAGUUGGAAAGAUUUGGGGAGAUGAUCUCCAAGGCCUUCUGCGAGAUGAGGAAGGAGACGCAUUGAACAGGGUCCAAGGCCUUGUCCAUACCAUAUCAGAGAUCCGGGACUUCAUUGGAGGCGCUAGCCACAACUAA
Xylaria bambusicola is the source of this 1473-nucleotide messenger RNA. RefSeq lists its product as uncharacterized. Lineage: Eukaryota; Fungi; Ascomycota; Sordariomycetes; Xylariales; Xylariaceae. The record is from RefSeq and is a predicted model, not a curated record. The transcript has 4 exons. Bases 1 to 1473 code for a protein of 490 amino acids.